GAGGAGGCGCAGCAAUUCAAGCUCGCAGCGAAUACCGCAUUCGAAAGGGGAGACUACGAGGCGGCUAUCAGCGAGUAUAGGGACGCACUGGCCAGUCUGCCGCCGCGCGAGCCCAUGAGCGAGACAGAAACGCAGCAAGAGAACGAGGCGGAGCGAAGGAACGCCACGCCUGCGCAAGCAUCAGCGUCCCUUCGCGAGCUCACCCCGCUCGAGCAACAAGAGGAAGAACGCCUCGCAGCCCUCACUCCCUCGCAACGUCUCGUAGAGGAGGAGCGCGCUCGGUCAGAACGCGAGGUCCACUCGUUGCGCACCACGCUGUGGAGCAACUUGGCCGCGUGCGAGCUCAAGGCGCGAAGAUGGGAGAGGGCCAAAGAGGCGUGUGAUGAGGCCCUGACUCUGGAGCCGCUCCACUUGAAAUCGCUCCAUCGUCGCGCGACGGCCUGCGAGGAGGUGGGCAGCUACUCAUCCCUCUGCACCGCCUGCGAGGACCUCACAGCCCUCCUCAAACAUCCAGGCGUGCCACCGACUUUUCGUCCCACCCUACGCUCAACCCUCGCGCGCGUGGAGAAGAAGAAGGCGACCGCCGGAGAGAAGGAGCGGGAUGAGAUGUUGGGGAAACUCAAGGGGCUGGGGGAUAAAGUGCUCGGUGGGCUUUUCGGGUUGAGUACGGAUAAUUUCAAGUUUGAAAAGAAUGAGGAUGGGGGCUAUGGGGUGCAGUUUAGACGAUAGAGGGGGGCGUGCGGCGAGGAGUUUGGGCGAAAGAGAUGGGAUUGGAUGCGUGCCGAUGGUACAUCAAGAUGACAUAGAGGAAUGACGCACGAAGCACGGAGCACGAAGCACGAUCCAUUGCCCGCCGAGCAAGCCACCAACCAACCGAUGCGCGCGCGAGUGACAAUCUCCAGCAUCACGCCAGCAACACGCCAGCAACGCGGAACCUCGCAUCGUCGACGAUGGCGCGGCGUGCGUGCCAAUUUCUAAGCCCAGUAACCCAGGAGAGACUGUGUAGCGCAAGAG
Messenger RNA from Jaminaea rosea, 1014 nucleotides. RefSeq lists its product as hypothetical. Lineage: Eukaryota; Fungi; Basidiomycota; Exobasidiomycetes; Microstromatales. The record is from RefSeq and is a predicted model, not a curated record. The transcript has 3 exons. Gene Ontology annotation, molecular function: protein binding. The annotation marks the transcript as partial.